Aspergillus alliaceus is the source of this 2264-nucleotide messenger RNA. Its product is annotated as putative acetamidase. The record is from RefSeq and is a predicted model, not a curated record. NCBI's taxonomy places the organism in Eukaryota, Fungi, Ascomycota, Eurotiomycetes, Eurotiales, Aspergillaceae. The transcript has 4 exons. Bases 202 to 1926 code for a protein of 574 amino acids.
CCCCGUUUACAGGAGCUUUGCCAUGCAAGUUGAGGUGACAUCGGCUCACAUCUCCGGCGACAGCGCUUAUCAGCGGGUCUUAUCGCACUUGUCUCCGCACUGUUUCCCCCGCAAAUAAAUGGAGCUCCAAAUCCGCUUCGUAUUGCGGUAUUUUGUUUCUUCCUUCCUGCAGGCUUCUCUUCAGGUAAGCUGUCACUCACAAUGCUUCCUCCGUUUGAUUAUUUUACAUACCGUAGCGUCCGGGAUUUCAAGAGAAGGGAACGGGCUGCCCGCUUUGCUUCUCUUCCCGCAGCCUAUCACGCCCCUUUCACGGAUUUUGACAAGCUCGUCAUUAACAAACCCAUUGAAGAGCUGGUCCAGGAAGUCCACUCUUCCUCGCUUUCGGCAGCUGACGUACUCCAAACUUACGGCAAGGUAGCCGUCAAUGCUCAAGAAAAGACCAACUGUGUAACAGAGCUCCUCCUUCCUGAGGCAGAGUCAUGGCUGCAGUCAGAGGUCAACCUCAAGGGCCCAUUGGCAGGUGUGCCUGUCUCCUUGAAGGACUCGGUGCAGGUCAAGGGGUUCGAUAUCAGUCUUGGGUACACAAAGCUGGCUAAGAAGCCGUAUACUGAAGAUGGCCCUAUGGCGAAGUUGUUGAAGGAUGCUGGUGCUGUGCCCUAUGUAAAGACGGCCCUGCCAGUGACCCUUUUGUCCUUCGAAUCUGCGAAUGCGCUUUGGGGUCACUGCUGCAACCCACAUGUUCCAGAGUACUCCCCUGGAGGAUCGACUGGUGGUGAGGGUGCGAUACUCGCUCUGGGUGGCCGUAUUGGCAUUGGCUCAGAUGUCGCGGGCUCUGUUCGCGUCCCGGCUGCCUGGAGCGGUAUCUACUCUCUGCGUUGUAGUACUGGCCGCUGGCCCAAGGUUGGUGUCAACACCAGCAUGGCUGGCCAAGAGGGCAUCCCAAGUGUCUUCAGCCCCAUGGCUCGUACCUUGAAUGACCUCACCUAUUUCACCCAGGCCAUUAUUAGCAUGAAACCCUGGAAGUACGACUACACGGUUCAUCCCAUUUCCUGGCGCGAUGAAGAGCAAUCCGAAGCCAAGAGCAAACGUCUGCGUAUUGGACUGAUGUCUAGUGAUGGAGUCGUACCGCCCACCCCAGCAAUUAAGCGCGCCCUCUCUACCACCAUCGCUGCUCUUACCGCAGCCGGCCAUACCGUCUCCGAGAUCACACCCCCAGCAACUGCCGACCCAUUCACAGGUCUCCAACUUGCCUCCCAGCUCCUCAACUCUGACGGCUGCGUCACGUUCAAUUCUCACCGGUACAACUUCGAGCCCUCGGACCCAGGCGCAGACCAACUCACCCGCAUCUGCAACCUGCCCCGUCCCCUCCGCUACCUGUACUACCUCUACGUCCGUUACAUCAGAAGGGACUUCAAAUGGGCUAGCCUGAUUCGCACCUUCUCUCCCAAAUCCUCCGCCGAAACCUGGAAGCUUGUUGCCAAGCGCGAAUCCUUCCGGGCUACCUGGCAUGCCUGGUGGGAUGCCCAACCCCAGCAGUACGAUUUCAUCUUGUGUCCCGUUAAUGCCACUCCCGCCCUUCCGCACAAGGCCAUGCGCGACGCCGUCUCCUCCUGCGGGUACACCUUCCUCUGGAACCUCCUCGACUACACAGCUGGUGUGCUCCCUGUGUCUCACGUUGACCCCAAGAAGGACGCGCUCUCCGCGCCCUACAAGAAGAUCCUCAAGGGACUCGGUGCCAACAACGCCAUCGCAAAGGGCGCCUGGAUGCACUAUGACGCGGUAAAGAUGGCCGGCCUGCCCACGGCGGUGCAGGUGGUGGGCAGAAGAUGGCAGGAAGAAAAGGUCCUUGGAUACAUGGAUGUCGUUGAGAGGGCGUUGGAACAAUACGGGGAGGACGGCAAGUAUACCUUGAUUGAGCUUGACUGAUUUAAUUAGCUUCGGUGGAGUCGCAUUGAAAUAUCCCUGGUUAAGCUUCUGGGGGUCUGUGCUUUUGCGCCUAUCACUUGUCAGAUAUCCAGAUGUGGUGACAUCAUUGGAUCGGAGAUAGAACACAAUUAGGAAAGAGUCGGAUGGCGGAAGUCCAGAUUUUCAAGGCCAAACUAUAUCUCUCUCUACAGUGUAACCUCUACCCGCUUUUCUCUCUCUGAGAUCCAUGGAUGCUUUAAUUAAUAAACCGUAGAAAUCCAGCAAACACAUACCAUCCUUAGAAUAUAUGUAUCAUUUAAUUCAUAAACACCACACUCUCCCAAUGACCCAGCUUCAGU